This is a messenger RNA of Scleropages formosus (Asian bonytongue), 4035 nucleotides long. RefSeq names its product zinc finger protein 135-like. The record is from RefSeq and is a predicted model, not a curated record. Gene Ontology annotation, cellular component: nucleus. Gene Ontology annotation, molecular function: RNA polymerase II cis-regulatory region sequence-specific DNA binding; DNA-binding transcription factor activity, RNA polymerase II-specific. The transcript is spliced from 3 exons. Lineage: Eukaryota; Metazoa; Chordata; Actinopteri; Osteoglossiformes; Osteoglossidae. Gene Ontology annotation, biological process: regulation of transcription by RNA polymerase II. Bases 354 to 3761 code for a protein of 1135 amino acids.
GAAGGGCUGAAGAAGGGCUGAAGAAGAGCUCAGCGCUCUGUGCAAAUUGUCAACGUUCGGAAACGACUAAACCGUCACGGGCGCAGGGAUGCUGCUAACAAUCAAAGAUAUUUUUCUCACUUUGUUUAAUAUAUAAUCCACAUUAGCUUUGUCAAUCGAUAUUUUUUCGUUAAUAAAUAUAAACAUCGCGAAGAAGUCCAAUUAUCAAUUCGCAGAGGGCCUUUUUUUUUUUUGUUCAGCAAUUCAAGAUUAGCACCUUGAUCGAGGACACUGCAGCAACUAUAUGCAGGAGGGGGAGUCGAACCAACAACCUUUGGGGUACCUGUCCCUGGAACCUUGUGCACCUCCUGCAAAUGAGCUGUACUGAGGUUUUGUCCUCAUUCACACACGAGAGGAGACUGUUUCCAAAGUUCACCCAGGGGAACACCAAGCAUCAGACAAGUAGGUGGCAAGAAGAGGAUUUGGGGAGCCUCAAAGGCACAAACGCACAUACAGCAGAGUUAUUGGAUGAGUGUAUGAGUGUGGACACGCUGAACUUUGUUACCAGGUCCAGGGUCAUGGCCGUGUGUGUGAAAAACGAAUGUGAUCUGGGCUCCUCACACUCGGUAAGUGUAGCCAUGACACAAAAUCACCACACCGAUGAGCUGGGAUCGGGACGGUGCCAGGAGUUCAGGGAAGCAAAAGCAUGGAGUUGUCACCCAGGCAGCAAGAAGGGAGGAGAGCACAUCAACUCUCUGUGUGUCGAUGGAGACGUAGCAGCCGAGAGGAAGAGUGAAUCGAGUACAAUUUCAGCUUCUUCAGACCACUCAUUACAUAAAGAGCAUCCGAAAGAGAAAAAUCAUUCAGAAGAACUAUUUUCAUCUUCUUGCCAUGUGGAAAAUAAUGUUCACAAAAGAAGCAACUGCUCGGGCUCCUUGCAGAAGUGCACUGGUACCGAAAUGAAGUCUGAAUUAGAUUUAGGUGAAGUGGAUUUCAAUGAAUGUACAUCUAAUACUGAAAUAAAACCAUGCAACAGCGGUAAGACGGAGGAGCCCGAAAAGGGUCUCUUAGCCAAUGAUUCAGAACCAUCGUUUUCUGCUUUGUAUCUCGGAGAGAGCGAAAUCCAUAAACACCAGCAGCUGGAUUCAAGCAGAGUAAAAAAUAGUUGUUCUGAAUGUGGGAAGACUUUUAAGAAUUCCUACAACUUGAAAAGGCACAAGAAGAUUCAUUUGGUUAUAAAGACUCGCAGCUGUGAUGAAUGUGGGAAGACGUUCCCGAACACGGCUGCCUUGACAAGGCACAAAAAAACCCAUUUGAACGAGAAAAAGUUCAACUGCGAUCAGUGUGGGAAAGCGUUCUCCACUUUGUCCUGCUUGAAGAAGCACCACAGGGUUCACUCUGGGGAGAAACCCUACAUCUGUACCGAGUGCGGACAGAGGUUUACCGCGUCAUACUCCUUAAAGGUGCAUAUGCGAUUUCACUCCGGUGAGAAACCAUACCAGUGCAGCGAGUGUGGAAUGAGGUUUCACACCCGAGCAACCUUCAAGAAUCACGUUUUAAAUCAUACAGGAGAAAGGCCGAACGUGUGCGAGAAAUGUGGCAAGAGAUUUAAGACCGCCGUUUCCUUAAGGAGGCACAGUCACUCGGAAAAGCCAUACAAGUGCACCGAAUGUGGAAAGGGUUUUACUCUGUUAUUUCGCCUAACCAGGCACAAGAGAGUCCACACUUCUGUAAAGCCGUACAGAUGUUCUGAGUGUGGCAAGGGCUUCGCGAGGGAAAUGAACUUGAAAAUCCACCAGAGGGUUCAUUCUGGUGAGAAACCGUACAGCUGUACCCUGUGCGGGAAAAGCUACGCGCAGCAAGGCGGCUUGACGAUGCACAUGAAAGUCCACUUUGACGCAAAAACUAAAGUGUGCGGUCAUUGUGGAGAAUGUUUUAAGAAUCUGUCACUUUUAAAAAGGCACCUUAAAAUUCACACCAAGGAGAAACAGCAAGAGGUUCUGCCUGCGGCCGUUAAAAAUGAACGCGAUCUAAGUUCCUCGUUUACAACAGUUUCGGCUCCAAGCCGGAAUCUUAAGUCGGCUGAGACGGAAGGAGUGAGUCACCUCACCAGACACAUCAAAAUGGAGAUUGUUGACCCAGGGUAUCCUGAGGUGGAGCAGUGCCCUGACUCACGGUUUGAUGGUGCCGGAGUACCAUUCGGACCAAAAGAAAAAGAAUCCAGUGGACCUAGUGGGCUCUCAGCCCACACAAAAGAUUCAGUGACCAAAUCACUGAACAUCAGCACCGAGGCUGAGCGGUCAGGACUGUGUUUGGAUUCUGAACGAGUGAAAACAGAGAUGAUGGAUUCAAGUACUGUUAUGGUUGGAGGGCCAGAUGUGUUGCAGAGUACUGAUGAUGCUGAAAUGUCCGUUGGCCCAAUGAAAUCUGAAUCAAGCGCAGCUUCGGAGCUCUCGGUCGACCAAGAAGAUUCAGGUGUGAUCCAGAAUCUCAUUGUUGGCAAGUCGAGACUGUGCGUCGAUCUAGAGCAAAUGAAGCAGGAGAUUAUUGAAUCGGAACCCAUUCAGGUUGAUGAGCAAGUGGGUUCCGACAGAACGGCGGAAAGGACAUGUGAGUCGAGUGCAGCCAAAGUGCUCUUCUGUGAUGUGGCGUGUAACACGGAGACGGAGCUGUCAGAUGAGCUCCAGAAGGACAUGUCUGAAAACAGUGCAAUAUGUCAAGACUCCGAUGAGUCAUUAUCUUUGUCUUUUCAGAGGGAUGUUUUUGAAGAAACUGGUCGGUCAGACUUCAUCCGGUGUGAACCGUGUAGUGCGGAACAACAGCCACCCAAUCCAGGAAGAAGUAAACAUGUUUGUUCUGAGUGCGGAAAAUGUUUAAAAUCACCUUCCGCCCUUGAAAGGCACAAGAGAGUUCACGUAAGCGAAAAGCCGCACACCUGUGAGGAAUGCGGAAAGACUUUCUCGAACGCCACUUACCUAACGAAACACAAGUACACUCACGCCACGGAGAAGAAACACGUGUGCGAUCAAUGUGGGAAGGGCUUCAUCAGUCGGUCGUGCUUGAAGAAACACCUGCGGGUUCACUCUGGCGAGAAACCCUACGUGUGCACUCAGUGCGGACAGAGGUUUACGGCAUCCUACUCCUUGAAGGUGCACAUGAGGUUUCACUCUGGUGAGAAACCGUACCAGUGCAGUGAGUGCGGCAUGAGGUUUCACACCCGAGCAACGUACAAAAACCACGUGUUAAAUCAUACAGGAGAGAGACCGAACGUUUGUGAAAAAUGUGGCAAAAGGUUCAAGAACGCAGCAGCGCUGAGGCGACACUGUCACUCCGAGAGGCCGUACGUCUGCACUGAGUGCGGGAAGAGUUUCACGCAGUUAUUUCGUCUGAAGGUACACAAAAGAGUGCAUUCCGGUGAGAAACCGUACAUCUGCAAUGAGUGUGGGAAAAGUUUCAGUCAGCUGGUGAACCUGAAGAUACACAAGCGAGUGCACUCUGGUGAGAAACCGUACGUGUGCGCGGUGUGCGGGAAAGGCUUUUCGCAGUUGAACGGCCUCACGGUUCACAUGAAGGUUCAUUCGGGAGAAAAGCAGUGUCUGUGCGAUCACUGCGGUAAAUGCUUUAAGCAUUUCUCCGACUUAAGAAGACACAUUAAAAUUCACCUGGAUGAAAUACCGCUUAGCUGCUCGGACUGCGGAAAGUGGUUUGCCGACAUGAAUAAUUUGAUACAUCAUAAAACCACUAACUUGUGCGAAAAAGCUGUUGUUCUGAAAGUAGAGUGAUUUAAUGGGCAGCGUGCAGCGUAUAAAAUACCUAAACUGAAAUGCCCUGCACUAAAGCCUGCUACGAAUUUUCAGUGCCGUUCUUUCUUGUAUACUGUAAUGAAAUAUCAGUCUAGGUGUGAUGCUAUAACCAGACUUACGCACUAUGUAUUGCAGUAUUUAUUAUUAUUAUCCCACAAAUGUGCAGUAGAAGCUGUUUACGUAGAGCUAGUUUGUGAUUUCUGGUUAAUUUAACAAUAAAUCGUGAAAAUCAUGAACUUGUAGUCUGCUAACA